AUGGGGACCACGAAGGUCACCACACCUCUGAUCUUCGCCAUCUCAGUUGCUACCAUAGGCUCUUUCCAGUUUGGCUACAACACUGGAGUCAUCAAUGCUCCUGAGGCGAUCAUAAAAGACUUUCUCAAUUACACUUUGGAAGAACGGUCAGAAACACCCCCAUCCAGCGUGCUCCUCACAUCCCUGUGGUCCUUGUCUGUGGCCAUCUUCUCCGUGGGUGGUAUGAUUGGUUCCUUCUCCGUCGGACUCUUUGUCAACCGAUUUGGCAGGCGCAACUCAAUGCUUAUUGUCAACCUGUUGGCCAUAGCUGGCGGCUGCCUUAUGGGAUUCUGCAAAAUAGCAGAGUCAGUUGAAAUGCUGAUUUUGGGCCGACUGAUUAUCGGCCUCUUCUGCGGACUCUGCACAGGAUUCGUGCCCAUGUACAUUGGAGAGAUCUCCCCUACUGCCCUGCGGGGCGCCUUUGGUACUCUAAACCAGCUGGGCAUCGUUAUCGGAAUUCUGGUGGCCCAGAUCUUUGGUCUAAAAGUCAUCUUGGGGACUGAAGAUCUGUGGCCUCUGCUGCUGGGCUUCACCAUCUUACCAGCCAUCAUCCAGUGCGCUGCCCUUCCAUUUUGCCCUGAAAGUCCUAGAUUCUUGCUCAUUAACAGAAAGGAGGAGGAGAAGGCAAAGGAGAUCCUUCAGAGACUCUGGGGCACCGAGGACGUGGCUCAGGACAUCCAGGAGAUGAAGGACGAGAGUAUGCGGAUGUCGCAGGAGAAGCAAGUCACAGUGCUAGAGCUCUUCCGUGCCCCCAACUACCGGCAGCCCAUCAUCAUCUCCAUCAUGCUCCAGCUCUCCCAGCAGCUCUCUGGGAUCAACGCGGUGUUCUACUACUCGACAGGAAUCUUCAAAGAUGCGGGUGUCCAGGAGCCGGUCUACGCCACUAUCGGCGCAGGUGUGGUCAACACCAUCUUCACCGUGGUGUCUGUGUUCUUGGUGGAAAGGGCUGGGAGGAGGACUCUACACCUGAUUGGCCUUGGAGGGAUGGCUUUUUGUUCCAUCCUCAUGACGAUUUCUUUGUUACUAAAGGAUAAUUACAGCUGGAUGAGCUUUAUCUGUAUUGGGGCCAUCCUGGUCUUUGUGGCCUUCUUUGAAAUUGGCCCAGGCCCCAUUCCCUGGUUUAUUGUGGCUGAACUCUUUGGCCAGGGACCCCGCCCAGCUGCCAUGGCAGUGGCCGGUUGUUCCAACUGGACCUCCAACUUUUUGGUUGGACUGCUCUUCCCCUCGGCCACGUUCUACUUAGGUGCCUACGUUUUCAUCGUCUUCACUGUCUUCCUCGUUAUCUUCUGGGUCUUCACCUUCUUCAAAGUUCCUGAGACCCGUGGCAGGACUUUUGAGGAAAUUACACGAGCCUUUGAAGGGCAGGUGCAGACAGGAACCCGCGGUGAGAAAGGCCCCAUCAUGGAGAUGAACAGCAUCCCGCCCACGAAGGACACCAACGCCUAA
Messenger RNA from Capra hircus (goat), 1485 nucleotides. RefSeq names its product solute carrier family 2 member 3 (gene SLC2A3). The record is from RefSeq and is marked provisional. Gene Ontology annotation, cellular component: membrane. Gene Ontology annotation, biological process: D-glucose transmembrane transport. Lineage: Eukaryota; Metazoa; Chordata; Mammalia; Artiodactyla; Bovidae.